GGGAGAGAGGAGGGGAGCGGCGGGAGGCGCAGGAGAGCCGGUGAAGUAUGGAGGAGCAGUGAGCGAAGGGAGCGAGAGCCAGGAGCCCUGCCCGGCAAAGAUGCACAAGAAGAAGGCUCCCCCGGCCCCGCCGGGACGCGGCGCGGCUGUAGCCAAACAGAUGGGCCUGUUGGUGGACAUCUCUCCCGAUGGAGUGAUGGUUCCCGAGGACGGAGAUAAUGAUGCUGACCUUGAAGCAGAGUUUAUGGCUUUGGUUGGAGCUCAGCCACCUUCUCGGGAGAAGGUCAAAGGCAAAGCCCCUCUGCCUAUGGAGGCCAUUGAGCGAAUGGCCAAUCUGUGUAUGAAGGACUUGGAUGAAGAGGAUGGGGAGGAGGAUGAAGAGGAUCUGGAGGAUGAUGACGAUUUGUUGGCGGAACUUGAUGAGGUUCUCGGAGCAGGGGAGGAGGAUUCCUCGGCUGCCCCUGCCCCCCCCGCCAAGCCCCAGACCAGCCCCAGCAGCCUGGAGACCACUCUGACCGAGAGGCUUGCCAUGUACCAGACGGCCAUCGCCAAUGCCAAGGAGACCGGGGACGGAGCCAAGCUCCGGCGCUAUGAGCGAGGCCUCAAGACAUUAGAGAACCAACUGGCUUCGGUGAGAAAGGGACGGAGUAUCAGCGAGGAAGACAUCCCACCCCCGGUGGCUGUGGGGAAGAGUGGAGUGUUCCCUGUGGCUGGCCCUGCUUCCCCGGAGGCCCUGCCCUCCCCCGCUCAGAGCACCAAGCCCCCCCAGCCUUCCUCACAGCCUCCUCCAGCCCCACCUGCAAUCCCACCCCUUGUGCUGCCCAAACCGAAGUCGCUUCCUGCUGACCCCGGUCAGGUCCCUGAGGAGGCUGAGGAGAGCCUUGUGACAUCGCCUGAGGGUUCUGACCUAGGUCUGAGGAGCUCCAGCACCCUGGCUCUGCUACAGCAUCGGCAGCGGGAGUACAAACUGGCCGCCCUCCAGUCCAAGCAGCAGGGAGACAACGAGAUGGCCACCAAGUAUUAUCGCGUGGCAAAGAGCUUUGAUGCUGUCCUGGAUACCCUGAGCAAGGGCGAAGCUGUGGACCUAGCCCACCUGCCCCCACCACCUGACCAGAUGCCCGUGGACCUGCCAUCCCCAGGGCCUCAGCCAUCUUCUCUAGCCCCAACACCCAACGCCGGGGUCAGCGCCAUCUCCCCCUCCACACCGGAGAUGCCCCCACCCCCGAAGAAUCGGAUGGAGGCCUUACAGCAGCGCAUGGACCGCUACCGAAUGGCUGCGGUGCAGGCCAAGAGUAAAGGAGACGAGCGGAAGGCCCGCAUGCAUGAGCGGAUCGUCAAGCAAUACCAGGAUGCCAUUCGAGCCCUCAAGGCAGGCAAAAAUGUGGAUGUGACAGAACUGCCAGUGCCCCCAGGCUUUCCCCCGAUCCAAGGCCUGGAGGCCUCUGCCCCUGCAGAGCAAAGCCUCGUGGGUGUGCUGGAGACCGCCAUGCGGCUAGCCAAUCAGGAAGACGGCGAUGACGAGGAGGAGACGAGGAAGCCCAGUCCUCGCCCAGCUCCCUCUGCACAGCCCAAACCACCAGCCCCGCGGGCACCUCCGGCAACAACCGCUCCAGCCGGGAAAGCAGUCCCCAAAGGCUCCACCAAAGCCCAGCAGCAGCUGGAGUUCCUGGAGGGGCGAAAGAAGCAAUUGAUGCAAGCGGCUCUGCGGGCCAAGCAGAAGAAUGACAUUGAGGGGGCCAAGAUGUUCCUGCGCCAGGCCAAGGGGCUGGAGCCCAUGCUGGAGGCUUCCCACAAUGGGCUGCCUGUGGACAUCACCAAGGUACCGCCAGCACCCGUCAACAAAGAGGACUUCAUGCUGCCCCAGCGACGUGGCGCUGGCAUGCCCCCCGAGGCCACCGGGCAGUACACUGAGUUGACCAAGCUGAUGAAGCAGCAGUACGAGAUGUGCCUCAGUUACUCCAACCAAUUCACUCACCUGGGGAAUGUCGCUGAAACCAGCAAAUUUGAGAAAAUGGCUGAGGACUGCAGGAAGAACAUGGAGAUCCUGAAGCAGGCUCAUGCCAAGGGUUUCCCGCUGCCCAAGUACCACUACGAGCAGAGGACCUUCAAUGUAGUCAAGAUCUUCCCUGAACUCAACAGCAACGAUAUGGUGCUUUACAUUGUGAAGGGCAUCAACCUUCCUGCUCCUUCAGGAGUGUCCCCUAGUGACCUGGACGCUUUUGUGCGCUUUGACUUCCCCUACCCCAAUGCGGAAGAAGCUCAGAAAGACAAGACCAACGUGAUCAAAAACACAGACUCCCCAGAAUUCAAAGAGCAGUUCAAGCUGUUCAUCAACCGUGGGCACCGGGGCUUCAAAAGGGCAGUCCAGACUAAGGGCAUCAAGUUCGAGGUGAUCCACAAGGGAGGACUGUUCAAGAAUGACCGGGUCCUGGGCACUGCCCAGCUGAAACUGGAGGCCCUGGAAUCAGCCUGUGAGAUCCGGGAGAUCCUCGAGAUCCUGGAUGGGCGGAGGCCUACUGGGGGGCGGCUGGAGGUGAUCGUUCGCCUGAGGGAGCCUCUGACCUCACAGCAGCUGGAGACAACCACGGAGAAGUGGCUGGUCAUCGACCCCCUGACCCUGCCCCCGGUGACAAUUCCUAAAACCAAAGCUGCCCCCGCUCCUCCUGUAGGGAGGGACCCUGGCAACAUGAGACCUGCUCGGGUGUUCCAGAGCCUCAGCGUGCUGGCCUUCGACCGGGAACGACUGGAAAGAAAGAUCCUAGCCUAUAAACAGGCAUGCCGACCAGUGCCCGGGGAGCUGGUGCAGAAGUACCAGGAUGUUCUGCAGCACAGCCAGUGGCAGAAAGCUCAGCUGGAGCAGGGGGGCCCAAGCAUCAGAAGAGAGUAUGUUGCUCAGCUGGAACACCAACUUCACUAUUAUACCAACAGCGCUCGGCGCCUGGGCAGCGAUGGCAAUCGGGAUGCAGCUAAGGAAGCUCUGUACAAGCGGAACUUGGUGGAGAGUGAGUUGCAGCAAUUCCGGAGGUGAUGCCCCAACCAGGGUGGCACUGCAGGAACCCGACCUCCUCACUAACUCCUUCUCCUGCCACCGCCUCCUUUCACCUCCCCUUUCCCUCUGCAUCUCCCCAUCUUGUUUCCUCCCUCCACAGCCUCCCCACCCCCCACCUUAGGAAGCAAAGGUAACUGGGCACUGACCCCUUUCCAAGGGAGAGGGGACCGUGGGCCCUGAAUGCUAGGAAGGAAGUGACCAGGGGAUGAGCUCUCUAGGAGGGUGAGGGGUACUCUACCCCAUCCCACAUCCUCGCUCCCUCCCAGCUGACCACCGGGCUCACCCGGAGACCAAACCGCCAGACAAUCACUUGACAAUCAAUUCUUUUCAACUCCCAGGGGGCUGCCUCUUCCUGCUUCCCAUCUGGGCCCCUCAGCUGCAGCUUCUGUUGCCAGGGUCCUUGUAGGGGGAGACAGGCACUCGGGAAAGUAACGUUCACUAGUUGAGGCUCUCGUUCCUCGAGUUUGAGGUCCUGCUUGCCGAGACAGGCUGGACGGGUUUCUCUUUCCUCUGCGUUGGGGUUGGAUUCAUCAGCCAUUUGGAGCCGUCAGCUUUUUUGGUACUCCACCACCCGCUGCGUGUGCAUUCAUGAUCACAUUGGAGUCACCCCCCAGGGGCUGACUGGAAUGUAAAUGGUGCCACUGAGUGGGCAGGGCCCCAAGUCAGGGUACCAGAACUGAUCCCAAAUGUCAGAGAACAGUUCUGGCAUCCUGGAAUCUCCUGAGCAGAACACUAAAGGAGUACCAACCUUUGGCUCCAACCUCUGGGCUCCACAAUUCCCUCUUCUCAGUACCUGCCUAAUCCUUUCCUUCCCACCUGAUCCUCAUGCCCCUCACCCACAGAGCACCCCCCUAGCCCCACUUUGCUCUCUCCAUGGAAACAAGAGUUUGCACAGCUGGACAAGUUCACCAGCAUCUGGGGUAUCCCAGGAGGUGGAACACGGGUACAGUGGAUGAGCGGGUGGCUUUUCCUAGUAGAGCUCGAGCUGGGCACUGCCCUCUCUUCCCCCAGAACAAAGAAGGGGAAACCCAGUGCUGCAGCCUAAUUCCAGCUGGCGGGUGGAUGUUAGCAAAGGUUGAUAAACCUGCUUCCACUCCCCAAGGGUGGCUCUGGGCCACCGGCUCCAGACCAGCCCUUUCCCUUUGGAGGGAAGAUGGGAUAGAGCCCACGGCCUCAGCUCCCUGGGCUUCUCUGCCAAGCCUGCUCCUCUCCCUGCCUUAUAACACCUUCCCUCCCUUCCCCCUCUUUCCCCACCGCCACCUCUCUGUGGUCCCAAAGAAAGCCGCCACAUGGGCACAAUGUCUGUAUGUCAGCUCAGGGGCACAGAUGCCCCAGAAACCAAAUUGUUAAACUCUCUGACUCCUCUGCGAGGGCUCUGAAAGUCCUCUUGGCUGUACUCACCCACCCUCCAGGGCUGACGCUGUCUGUGGGGAUCCCUGGCCUGAUGAUUGACAGGCACUGGGAAGAGCUAAGACGUUUGGUCCUCUGUUAGUUUUAUUGUUUUUCUCUGCUCAGAAUGGAAAGUCUCCCCAUCCCCUCCACAUCCUGGCUUGUCAGAGCCUAGACCUCCUGGACCUUUCUGGGCUUUUUGUGACUCUAUGGUGCCCCUGGAGAGGGGAAGGAAGAAGGGUGAAGGUGGCAAGGGCAAUGGGCACACAAAAUAAACAGCAAGGGUUGCACAUGA
Molecule: messenger RNA, 4733 nt
Organism: Tachyglossus aculeatus (Australian echidna)
Lineage: Eukaryota; Metazoa; Chordata; Mammalia; Monotremata; Tachyglossidae
Gene: CC2D1A
Product: coiled-coil and C2 domain containing 1A
Exons: 29
Coding region: 101-3028 (975 amino acids)
Biological process (GO): regulation of transcription by RNA polymerase II
Cellular component (GO): nucleus
Molecular function (GO): DNA-binding transcription repressor activity, RNA polymerase II-specific; RNA polymerase II cis-regulatory region sequence-specific DNA binding
Source: RefSeq, a predicted model, not a curated record